GCAGUACUCUAAGUACGACAUUUCUUUUUAUUUAUUUACAUUUAGUUUUGUAUAUCCUCGUUUCAAAAAUUUAUUUCAAUGUUUUAUUUUAUCUAAAAAUUAGAUAAAAAAUAACAUAAUGUUUAAGGAAAGUUUUAAAUACUAUAAAUCAAAAUGGCCCGUGCCGGAUUUUAAAGAUGUUAUCGAUUUUAAUAAUGAUUCCAACCACACAAAGAUAGAGGAUUUGCAGUUGAAAGACGAUUAUGCCCACUUGGGCUUACCACUAGGCAUGAAUCCGGUACACAAAUGGCGUUUGUUUAGGCUUGUAGAGCAUCCGGGAUUAAUUGUUAUACGUGAUGCAUUCACCGCGCAUGGUCAACGCUAUUGGAUGGCUAGGAGUCUAAAAGAUUAUCCAAAAUAUCCCAAUAGAGUAAAUUUAAAUGAACGACUUUUCAAUAAAACAGUUUUGGACGAUUGGUGGUCUUCUUUGCAACAGUGCGAUGAUAAGGACGAAGCGAGGCGUAUGAAAAUAUCCAUGCGCUGGACUACUCUUGGUUAUCAUCAUAAUUGGGACACUAAGGUCUAUAGCGAGGAAUUGCAUACAGAAUUCCCUGAAGAUUUAGCACGUAUGACAAAUUUCUUUGCCAAUGUUUUGGGCUACGACAAUUAUAAGGCACAGGCUGCUAUAGUUAACUAUUAUCCUAUUGGUACUACCUUGGCCGGUCAUACAGAUCAUUCGGAACAGAAUUUAGAAGCUCCUUUAUUUUCAUUCAGUUUUGGACAAACCGCUAUAUUCCUUAUUGGAGGCAAAACGCGAGAAGAAAAACCCUCUGCUUUAUUUUUAGAAAGUGGUGAUGUGCUGGUCAUGUCACAGCAAUCUCGCCUGUGUUAUCAUGCCGUACCGCGAGUUAUGAAAGCUCGGCAGGAAACGUGGAACAUUCAAAUGCCAACACCAACGUCACAAAACCAAGAAAUAAAAAUAGACACUUUACAACCCGCCAAAAAAUUGCGCACUGAUAUAACCUUUUGGAAUAACAAUGAAAUGGAAACAGCUUUAGCAUGGUCCAUGGAUCCCUUGGUGUAUGAACAAGUGAGCAACGAAUUACAUUGGCUGCCCUUUAAAAAUUAUCUACACGACUCACGUAUUAAUAUUAAUGUCAGACAAGUUUUAAAUAAUCAGCAGCAAUCUUUAAGUUGCUGAAGCAAAACUGAAGGAUAUACCUACUAGUUAAAACAUUUGUGUAUAAUUUAUUAUUCGUUUAUUAUAUGAAACAAUUCAAUUACAAAUAUAUAUAUAUAUAUGUUUUAUUUUAUCUACA
This is a messenger RNA of Lucilia sericata (common green bottle fly), 1298 nucleotides long. It is a transcript of the gene AlkB, whose product is annotated as nucleic acid dioxygenase ALKBH1. NCBI's taxonomy places the organism in Eukaryota, Metazoa, Arthropoda, Insecta, Diptera, Calliphoridae. Gene Ontology annotation, molecular function: oxidative RNA demethylase activity; broad specificity oxidative DNA demethylase activity; ferrous iron binding. Gene Ontology annotation, cellular component: nucleus; cytoplasm. The transcript has 3 exons. Bases 119 to 1180 code for a protein of 353 amino acids. Gene Ontology annotation, biological process: oxidative RNA demethylation. The record is from RefSeq and is a predicted model, not a curated record.